Molecule: messenger RNA, 10436 nt
Organism: Amoebophrya sp. A120
Lineage: Eukaryota; Dinophyceae; Syndiniales; Amoebophryaceae
Source: the annotation of a GenBank genome assembly
AUUCGAACAGUUCCCACUCCGGCGAGAGCAGAAGCAAGCGGGAUGUGGAUCUCCGAGUGCAUCAGCAGGGGAUGAACCAUCAGCAAUACAACACUGCGCAUCAAUCGUAUAAUAAUCCGAUGCACCACCACCAGCAGCAUCUUUUAUCCAACUACCCAAACCAAUUACCCGGGUACAAUGUCCCCCCUCCGGAGCCCGCUUCCUCCGCGGAUUCCACCCCGCGAGAAUUAUCGCAGCGCGAUCUGCAACUCACACCAAGAUCAGCGAAUGGCGGGAAGCGGCCGGUUCCGGUGCUGCAGAUCGGGGGUAGUGGGAAUGGAGGACCGGAAAAUGCGGUCUUAGCGACGAGUUCGAAAUCGAGUAGUAGUAGCAUGAACAACAACUACUUCUCUUCCAAAAACAACCCGAACGCGGAUGGAGUAUCGAAUAUCUCCAACCCACCACCCGGGCAGAAAAAGCGCGCGGUUUCGAUUCCGGAGGCGGACCCGCCUUUGGAGUUGUUGCAAAUGAAUUCAGGUGGCGGUGGGAGUGGAUCGGGGAACAAUAGUAGCAGCAGUGCAGCAGGAGGGGCGCCCGGUGGAAACACAAGCUCCUCUUCCUCCUCCUCCGCGAAUCAAGCCGGGGAGACCGUUGCUACGACCGCUGCUCCACCACCCGGAUUGCAGAGCGCGAACUCCAAGCCCGCGAAGAAGAAACCGCAGAUCACAUUGAAAAAUCAAGCACCGCCAGGGAGUAGUAGUAGCGCCAGUACGAACAAGUUACAAAUCGGGCAAUCGUCUGUCGUUUCAGGUGGGUUGGCUGCUAGUUUGAACAAUGGCGGGAAGAAUUUGACCUUGAACAACGCAAACACAGUACCUGCGAACAGCAGCACGACGUCAAAUGCGACUCUGUUGAAGCAAAAACUCACCGCCGCGACGAAUCUUCAGAGUAAGGGCUUGAUGUCAACGAAUCCGAACAACAAAAUCAUGCAGAGUACGACAAAUCUCGACAUCAACUUGAAUCCACAAAGAACCACGCCAAUCGGUGGGGGGAUUAUUGCUUCGCAAGGCUCUGGUGGUGUGACUAAUCUUUCCCUGAUGGCGAAGUUAGAGAAACAGCAGCAGUCGCAACAACAGCAGCAGUCGCAGCAGCUCUUGUACAACCAGCCGGAUAGGAUUAUUCAGACAACCGCGAACGUGCCAGCCGUGCACAAAACCACGAAACCGUUGAUGGAGAAAGUGGAAAAGUUCGAUGCGAAAUCGAAGUCAGAAUCCAAGGCGAUGGCGGCGGCAAAAGCCCAACAGGCGUUGCAGAAUCAAAAUCGAGAGAUGACGACCGCGGAAAAGAAGCGCGAAUUGCUGGAAAAAUUGCGCGCGGCGAAAAUGGCUGCGGGGGGCGGCGGAAAUUCUUCUGCGGGGCCGCAGUCUAGCUUCGACAGUGCGAAAGGAGUGGAUGGGGCAACUACAAGCAGCGCAAUUACAACAAAGCCAUCGACAGGUCUCGGACAGCAGCAGCUUCCUCAGAUCAUCGCUAGUACAACUGGGGGUGCAGCUGCUCUUGACGGGAGCGGCACGACGACCAAAAUUAUCAGCACCUCCAACACGCUGGUGAACACAACGACCGCGAAUCCCAAAACCCCAACGUCUGCUGCGCAACACGCUACUUCCGGAGACAAUUUUACCUGGAACAGCAAUCGGAACAAGCGGGAUGCUGGCAACAAGUGGCACGUGAGCGGACACCAACAACCUGGCGUUGUGCACACAGGAGCUACUACUGCUGCUAAUCCCAUUGCCGCCACCACCACCUCCAAGCCAAUCAAAAUUCCAAACGACAAGGAACUGAAAGUCACGUUAGCGGAUAUGCAAAACCUUAUCGCGCGGAUCCUCUGCCCGGACUUACUUGGUCGGUUCACCGAGCAUUCUGAUAUUCAGUUUAUGGAAAUUCCGAACGUCCAGCGGAUCCCGAGGGUGACGAUUUGCUUGUUACCGAAUUUAGGCGUGCAUAACGUGCAAAGGAAAGUUUCGGAUGAGAAGGUGAAGCCGGAGCAGGAAUUGCUGCAAAAAAUCGCCACGGUCGCCGGCAACAGCUCCGUCGCACAGAACUAUUUCAUGCCGUAUCUUUCCGGUUUACUCCGCCGCCCCUGGAAGUGCCACAUAGGGCUGAAAAGAGGGUUUUUUCCGGAGCGACAUGAUUUACUGCAAAACAUGAUGCUGGGGAAAUUUAAGGUCGUGAAAGAGAACAAAUUACGAAUGGCGCAGUUGAACUACAUUUCGCCGAUCGCAAAUACGGACGAGGAAAUGUUUACGCAGCCAGUGCGGAGGGAGAAGUAUAUAGGGUUUCAUUUGUUGCUUGUCUUCGCGCAUGACAGUUUUUCAGUUGCACAUGCAGUGGAAUUUUGCAUUCACCAGAGGGCAAUAUCAUGUUCGCAAAAAACCUAUCAGGGGCGCCACCAACAACGUCUACUACCCGUCAAACUAUUUCCUCGCCACCCGGGACGAGCUUUCCAUGGCCGGGUACCCCGUGCUCUGCCAACUGAACGUGUUCGGGUUGGAAAACCACUUGGAGCCCGGCUGGGUUUGCGCGAAGAAACAGGUAUCAACUGUAAAAAUGUCUGGGUCUGGAACAAAGCAACUUGUCAUGCUAGAAUCAUGUAAAAUCUGUGUUGCGUGAUUGCCAAAAGCUGUCCACUUUUGAUCUAAUCGAGAGGUAGUUUCUCAUGCAGGAUAGGCAUGAUAGAACUCUCACAGAAUCUGUCAUGCUAUGUCCUUCAUACCGGACUUCAUGGGCCAGGGAAAACCUGCAUGACAAGUCUGGCACUCUUCCAGACCCAGACAUUUUUGCAGUUGAUAACAGGAUGCAGCGACCGAUUUCACGCCGAACAUGCUGGAUUUGCUGAUUAUCGAUUGUGAAAUGGUGAAGACGACGACGGAGGAGAAUGCUUUAGCGAGAGUCUCCGCCGUCGAUAUGCACGGGCAGGUUUUGCUUGACUGUUACGUGAAGCCACCAGACCCGGUCACGGACUACAAAACGCAAUAUUCUGGGAUCACGGUGUCCGAUUUGAUGGGAGUGACGAGGACGUUGGAAGAGGCGCAGAGAUUGUAUACUUGCUUUUAGUACUUGCGGUCGAGAAUGUACUCUGGAUUUCAGGGUUUUAGGAUUUAGGGUAGUUUCUCUUCAUGUAUAGUUUGGUCUUGAAAAAUCGCCUGGCAUUGUUGCUUUUUUUUUCUCGCGAAGCUUCCUUUCUCAUGCGGGAGCGCCGGGAUAAGUAAUAUGUCGAUAAAAGCUGCUCCUUCUGUCAUGCAAUAUUGCCAAUCAUGAAACUUUAUCAAAGGCUUCUCCGUUUCCUCAACCCGCGAACGGUUUUGUGCGGUCACAGUCUGGAGAACGACCUGAAUGCGAUGCGGCUGAUUCAUCCCUUCGUCAUUGACACGGCCAUUUUGUUUCCGCACCCGGAGUAUGAAUGGAAAAUAUGUCUGGGUCUGGAAGGUGGUAACUUGUCAUGGUAAAUCUGAAAGAUACAAAAAUCUGUGUUGCAUGAGUGCCAAAAGCUGUCCACUUUCGACCAAGUUCGGAGGGAGUUUCUCAUGCAGGAUAAGCAUGGCAGAGACCUCGCAGAGCCCGUCAUGCUAGGUCCCGCAUUCCAGACCCCAUGGGUCAUGGAAAACCUGCAUGACAAGUUAACACUCUUCCAGACCCAGACAUUUUUGCACUUGAUACGGAACGGCUCCCGAUGAAAAUCGGGCUGUCGAAAUUAGCGGAGCGGCACUUGAAGGUAUUGAAGAAUUUUGUUAUUGCGCUAUCUGGCAUGACAGAUUGACAAACACAAAACCUCCGUGGUGCCUUCGCGCGUCUGUUUUGUUUAGCCUGACAAGAUGUCUGAAAUACAAAUUAUAUCAGCGCCGCAUGGACCGAGAUAAGGGCCACUCAAGUAUCGAAGACGCGCUCUGCACCCUGCAGUUGAUUCUGACGAAAAUUCGCAAUGGACUGCAGUACAACACAGAACAUGGCGUGGAGCAGUUGAGGACACUGGGCGCUUUGCCAGGUAUAAAAUUGACAACAUGAUGCGACAACUCAUGACAACAUGCGAUUUCUCACGCAUGAGAAAACCAGCAAUGCACUCGUUUUAUUCACGCUUUUCGUGCCACAUGACGAUCUUAUCGUGCGCUGCAAUUAAGUAUUCAUCUUGCAAACUAAAUGAACUCUUCAGGUAUCACCACCGAAAUCUACUCUGAGCAGGAGGCUCUACCGGUCAAAGCAGAGUGGAGCGGGAAUUUUGGUGAGCAAAUGCUGCUGAACGUGGACAAUAUCGUUAUGCAAGACUGGCGUGAGAAAAACCCGGUAGUUGAAGCUGAUCCAUAUGAUGUAGUAUCGGAAGAGGAAGAAGACCACGCUUCUACUGUGGUUCUUCACGACUCCAGUGGUGAUGUCGUCGUGUCAGGAACUACACCAGCUGACAAUACUACAAACCACUGCAUCGAGGACUUGAACGAAUUGGAGAACGAGGAGCAAUUACUGCAAGCGAUUGACAAUGGAGAUUUGGAGAUGGUGGAGAUCGAUGCGACCGACUCAGAGGUGGAUGAUAUGCAAAAAAUAAAGUGUUACAUUUAUUGCACAUUGUGUUCUUGCAAAGCAUGCAAGACAAACAACCUCUGUCAUGAUGCGCAAGAUGCUAGAGAGCCUUGUUUCAUGUGUGUUUUGCCUUAUGAUCUAUGCAUUGCAAGUUUCCUCUGUCAUGCGCGGCAAGUUUGUGACGCUGAAUUCACUACAAAUGCGUAAAAAUUGUAGCACUUUUUUCUUGCGGAUAGGCGACGUCGACUUCGCUGAAAGUGUCGAAAUACCGCAGCCAGAAAACGAACCAGGGUACACGGAGGAGGAGAAGCUUCUGUACCGAAAAAUCUGCAAAUUGGAGGAGAUGAUCGAAACAGCCGAAGGGGAGGAGGGCAGCGACGAGGAUGAUGAGAGUUCUGAUAGAAGCGACAAUGAAUACGAUUCCGAUUAUCACGCUGCAGAGGAUAACAAGAACCCUGAAUGUAGUACCGCCGGUGUUCCCGCCGUCGAAGAGGACUCCGGUUCGGAGGAAAUUAUCGAAAUCGAGGUUUCCGAAGACGAUCCGAGGUUACCGGAGAACCAACCUCCGGUGCAACAACAGCAAAAGGAAAAGCAGCAGAAAAAUGUUCAUCGUAGAAAAAAGCAGGCUAAAAAGAACCCGAAAUCUUCUUCCGCUAGUGAGGUGAUUGAUUCGGAGAUGUACCGGUCUGAAUCCUAUCAAAUGUAAAAAUGUCUGGGUCUGGAAACUUGUGAUGCUGGGUGGCGUCUCAUGAUGACGCUACAAAUGCUGGCUCAGCAUGACAAAUUUGUGAGCUCCUAGGUGUUGCCUAUUCUGCAUUUCAAACUGUGCUUCUGCAUCACAGAAAAACGGAGCUCUUGGGUAACGUGCAUGACAGAUUUAAGAGUCAUGCCAGACAAGCAUGACAAACAUGAAUUCUUCCAGACCCAGACAUUUUUACUGUUGAUAAAUCCGAGCCGGAGGAUCACGAGGAGGUGCAGGCGAAAAGACGGCGGAUUGACCAGGCGAUGAAGGAUUACAAGGAAAUAACCGAGAAUAACCAAGCGGUGGAAGAGAUUCCUCUGAUCAACGAUUUGAUGUCCAACAGUGCAGAAGAGGAAUACGAUGCUCCAGAGUUGAAGAUUUUGUCGGAACAAAAUGCAGCUGCGGCCUCUUCCGACCACCACGACGAGCAAAAUGCAGCAGUCGUUUUGUUGGAAGACGACAUCGAGCUGCGGCCCUACAAUUCGGAUGACGAACCUGCCUCGGUCCGGAAAGCCCGGGCGGAGAAGAAGAGGCGGUUGAGGGAAGAAGCAAGGAAAAAGAACGCUGCUCCGGCCAAUGUUGGUAUUGCGGCGCAGGAACAAACUGCGGCUGCCUCCUCUGCGAAAGGAGCGGCAGAGCAAGCACCUCCGAGAAAUAAACCUGCACUGCAAUCAGAAAAGAGGGGAAGCAACAAGCGCAGGUCUUCUUCGUCAGGAGGUGGUGGGAAGGUCACAACGGAUCAGAUUCCUGUCGUGCCAGUACCGCCUCCUACUGCUGCAGCUCCAGAACUACAACCUGAUGUUGCUUCUUCUGCGAAAGAACAGCAAGAGAUGAACCUCGACGUCAAUGCACUGCCCGAAGAAGAAGAAGAGGAAGAGCACACCCUGAUCCAGCAACUGAGAUCCGACGGCUAUGAUAUUGACGAGAUCCUUUCCCCCGAAGCCGUGACCGAACUCCGGGAAAAGCUGAAAUUUAUGCCGCCUGAUUCCGAGGACGCGUUGCAAAUUUUGGAGAAAACCGUUGCCGAAGCCGAAAAAAUCGCGAAAAAACGGCAGGCGGAGAAACUGAAAAGGAAAGAACAGCGGAAGGUGGUAGAGCAGCAGAUAAAAGUGCAAGCUGAAUCGGCUCUUGGUGGUGAUUUUAGCAUUGCUGAUUCUGAUGUUAUUCCGCAAAUCAAUGUGAUCCCUCCACCAGCAGACACGAGCCUGCUGGUGCCCGAGUCGAGUUUAAACGCGAGUGAAGACGAUAUCGAGGAAGAUGUUCAUCUUCUCGAGGGUUUUGACGAGGAAGAGCCGAAAGCUCCGUCUAUCUCCUCCGUCGGCGAUAUCGAUGAAGACGAUGAAGUAGAUGCUGAAUCCGGAAUCUCGCCCAGAACGGCUACGGGGACGAGAAGAAGAGGCCGCACGACUGGAGGCGGUCAAACUCAAAACAUUGUCUCCGAAGUCGAGUCCAUCCAGCUCUCCCCGCGCGACAUGGGGAUCAUGACGGAUUUGGAGUCACAGCAGGGAGUCAACACAGGUCUUUUGUCGGAGCCGGAACCGCUCGUGUUACCCAUUCCCGGCAUCGCUUCCGAUCCAAACUACGACAGCCAAGCGUUGCUCCAGAAGUCACAGGAACAGGCGAAGAUGCUAUCAAAUGCAAAUAUGUCUGGGUCUGGAGAAGCCCAAGUUUGUCAUGCACAUUUUGCAUGAUGCGUGAUAUCUGUUAUGUAUGCUCUAGCAUCACAGAUUCUAUUCGGAGGUCUUCUUAAUGCGUAUCCCACAUGAGUGAUUCCCCCUCCGCGUAGCAAAAACUGAAUUCCUGAUCCUGAUCAUGCAAUAAAAAUUUGUUAUAGAAUCCAAAGGCAGCAUCACAAGUUGCAUCCUUCCAGACAUCCAGGGAUAUUUGCAAUGCAUAGAUGCUGGGGGAUGCGGAUCUGAUUGAGCAAAUCACGCCGAAGAACUUUGUUCAGCGCGUAUCCUGAGUAAAAACGUACCCACACCAGAGUUGUCAUGCAAAUCUGCAUGCUGAAAAUGUUUCUCAUGCGGAGCCCCAUGAGAAGCAUUUUCCAAUCGUGUUUUGCAAUUUGUCAUGCUCCAAUCAGCAUGGUAUGCUAGAUCUGUGAUGCUGCGGAGCUAGCUCAAACAGCACUACACUACGAAUCCAAAUUUGUCAUGCAAAACAGCCAAAACUUGUGGAUUUGUCUAGCCGAUUUCCCAACUUGACUAUUGUGUGGGUACGUUUUUACUCAGGAUAGCGAGAGGAGCAGGUAGAGCAGCAGCACCAGGUCCUCGGGGAGAAGAGUGUUCUCGAGAAGAUUAAAGCAUCGGAGGACGUCGAAGUCUUAUCGAACGACGAUAUUGACGACCAAGACGCGGUGAUGUCGCAGAAAAAUCCGGUUUUAUCCGACGAAGACAUGCUACCGCCGAUCACCCCCGCGGACGACGAUGACGAUGUUGUACCACUGCCGGCUGUUUCUGGUACUGCAGCAGCAGCAAAGCCAGGUGAGAAGACCGCGACAAGCACCGUGCCUGUGCAGGAUCAACACGCGAAGGGUGGUACUUCUGUGCUUGCUGGGAAGCGGUCGUCUCCUGAUCUUCGGGGAAAAAUUGUCGCAGGAAAGGCAGAACAGACCUCGGACGCUGCUGCAAGUACUGCAGAGAAUCCUAUCGCCACAACGUCGUCGUCGAAAAUAGUAAACAAGACCCGGUACAAAGUCCGCUACGUGAAUUCCGAGGACGAAAUCGACUUCCCACAGGCCGAAGACGAGGACAGCCGCCCGGUUCCCGAGAACUUUGGUGAAAUGCUCGGGUUCCCUUUCGAGGGGGAUAAAAAAUCCACCUUCACCUACCCAGCAACUACUGACCAGCUUCUCGUAGAAUUAGCGGGGAAAAAACAACUAGAGAAGGAGAAGCAGUUGAAAGAGCUCCCCCCCUCGCCGGCAAAACUACUGAAGCAGAACCAGCGCUCCUUACGGGUGUUCAACUUUACCGAUAUGGAAAAGUUCCACCCUUUGAACAAGGAAAACGCACAGGUAGCGCGGGCCGAGGAGAACCAGGCAUUGCUGGAUUUGGACAGAACAUUGAAGAAAUUAGUCCAAUCGAAGGAAACCGCGGUGCCGAAUGAAUUUUUCGUCUUCAUUAUCCUAUGUAAAAACGUCCCCACCUCCUCAUAGUCAAGAUGGGGAAUCGGCUAGACAAAUUCACAAGUUUUGGCUGUUUUGCAUGACAGAUUUGGGCUUGUAGAGUCGUGCUGUUUGAGGUAGUGCAGCAGCAUCACAGAUCUAGCACAUCAUGCUGAUUAGAGCAUGACAAAUCCCAAAGCGCGGCUAAGAAAUGCUUCUCAUGGGACUCCGCAUGAGAAACAUUUGCAGCAUGCAGGUUUGCAUUACAGCUAUGGCGUGGGGACGUUUUGAAAUACGAUAUUCAUCUCUUCCGGCAAAGCGUCCAUCUACAACAAAACGGUCAAGUCUCUCGGGAAAAAACUGGCCGCGUUGAAAAGCAGCGAUACAGCCACGAUAUGCAUUGCAAAUAUGUCUGGGUCUGGAAGAUUUGGAAAGUUUGUCAUGCAAAUUAUACAGGGCUCCCGGUGCCUCUCAUGCAUGCUCUAGUGUCACAAGCUCUUCGGGUGGCAACAGUCUGAGUGUCUUUUGCCUCUCUUGCAAUACAGAUUUUCGUGUGAUCGACACCUAGCAUCACAAAUCCCAUUCUUUCCAGUCGCAGACAUACUUGCAGUUGAUAUGCGAAUAGUAGUUCCAACGGUAAAAAUCGUGCGGGUGGUCCUUUGGACGCACAGACGAUAAAAUUGAUCGACACCAUCACGAAAACGCGGAGCUAUUGUGAUAAUUCUGGGUUCGUGGCGUUCCACUGGAAGACCGUCGAUGAGGAGUUUUUGAAGACGCAUUUGACAAACCGGCGGUUGUCUUUGUCCAGCUUGAACAAGCAGCCACAGGUUGGUGUCACCGGAUCUGCAGGAAUAAACGCCGCGGGUGGAGGUCAUCUAGUUGCAGCGUCCGGAGGACAUCAAAAUGCUGGGAACAACUCCUCCGGGUUGCAGCUCUUGAGCGGUUUGCAGUCCGCAGCGAUGCUGGGGCAACAUGGUGGGAAUGUGGCGUUAAACAACACGGGGAACAGGACAUUGCAAUAGGAAUUAGAAACCGUUAGAAUAAACAGGGCGGGGGGAACAAAGUCGUUGGUGUAUGCGAUUAUUAUCGCAUAUAAGUAGAUUUUUUCAAUGUUUUCGAUAAGCGGCCUGACUAUGUAGAGCACGACAGGCGCGACGUUACUUUCUUCUGCGAAAAAAUCAAAGUCCUGACAAGUAUGGCGACGAAAUAAGAUAACUAUGCGACAUCACAGGAACAGGUACAGUUUGCGUAUAGUCUACAAGAAAACACUCAUCAAAAACGUGGACGACAAAAUAUGUCGGCGAUAUUUAUUGCAUGGGAUUCUACUGACAAGAGACAAGUAUAUGGCUAUGUUGUAUCGAGUUGUUGUAUAUGUUCAGCACCAGACAGUCUUUUUUUACAAAAUCUUCGAGCUAGGCUCCUUGCCCGACGUGAAUCACAGUGGGCGACGAGAGCUUUUUUUUUCAUCAUGAUGACAGACUUCGUUUUUUUGAGAAAUAGAAACGCAGUUCAGGCUAGUCUAUUGUCGAUAAAUAAAAAUACCACUAUUGGCGAAGAACAGAAAAUUGUAAAAAAACCAAAAAAAUGAUUUUUCACUUUUUUCCGCUUUUUUUACAUAAUGAACACAACAUAUCGCUAGUAUCACGACAAACGACAACAAAAGCCCCUCUUAGCGACCUCUUUCAACAAGAACUUUUCCCCUACAAGCCUGAGCUGCGUGUCAAAUGCAUGAUAAAUGCCCAAGUGAAUAAUCGCCACAUGAACAGCUUUCAUGAAAUUCAGGACUCUGAUUUGAUGCAAAAGCAACAUCGUGUGGUGAGAAUAAACACCAAAGAAAAGAAAUGAAAAGAAAAAAAGAAAAAUGAAACGCGACAGAAACGACCCUCGAGAGGCAAAGUGAGAGGGUGGCACUUAGUUUGAUGCUUCGGUCGUGGGCUUUCAAAAGAACUGCGUAGUCUUUUGAAAGCCUUCUGGCUCGUCGUCAAACCUGUUACAACCCUUGCUUUGCCCCUCAAGGGUGGAUCAGAAGCGACACUAGAGUGG